UCAGGAAAAUGCUUUUCUAUUCAAACUCAUGGUAGUCAGGUGGAUAUUCACCCUCUUCUCAAAUGUAAUGGAAAUUCAGUCAAUGUAACCUGAAGGAAAUUUUCUCCAAUUUAAGGGAAUGAAAGAAUUUGAUAGUCUUAAACAUUACUUACAAGAUUGUCAAGGCUUGGUCAGUGUCUGACUCAAAGACACAAAGGUGUGGUAGAUAAAGUGUGGUGGUUUUGAGAUUGAUGCUGAAAAAAAAAAAAAAAUCUCAGAAUCUACCCUAAACAUUUGAGUCUUAUCUUCCAAUUUGAUUAAAGCGAACCAUAGCUUUUGUUUCCAUACACACUGUUUGCUCUUUCAUUUUAUGAAGGAACCCCUGCUCUGUUUAUGGAGUUGUCCGAGCCUUAUUCUAACCCAGCGGUGGUGCCACCUGGUUUAGAGUACCUAACACAGAUUGACCAGAUAUUAAUCCAUCAACAGAUUGAGCUCCUUGAGGCCAUUAUUGGCUAUGAGACUAAUAACCAGUACGAGAUUAAGAACAGCAUGGGUCAAAAGAUAUAUAAUGCUAAAGAACAGAAUGACUGCUGCACACGUAAUUUCUGCGGCCCUCUCCGGAGCUUUGAACUGAAGAUAACGGAUAAUUUUGAUCAGGAAGUGAUUCACAUAAUCAGGCCUUACCGCUGCACUUCCUGCUGUUUCCCCUGCUGUCUUCAAGAGAUGGAGGUACAGGCUCCACCAGGUAAUACAAUAGGCUACAUCAGUCAAGACUGGCACAUGUUUAAGCCCAAGUUCUCUGUCUUAGACAUGUCCAAAACAAAGGUGCUGUCUAUUGAGGGGCCUGUGUGUGCGAUCAGUUGCUGUGGGGAUGUGGAUUUUGAAAUUCAUGGUAAAGAAGGCCAAUCUGUAGGUUGUAUCAGUAAACAGUGGAGUGGCAUGAUAAAAGAGGGACUGACUGAUUCAGAUAAUUUUGGCAUUAACUUUCCCAUGGACCUUGAUGUGAGGAUGAAAGCAGUUCUAAUGGGGGCAUGUUUUCUUAUAGACUACAUGUUCUUUGAGAAGAAGGGUGACUCAGGACAGCGGUGCAGUGUGUUUGGCUGAUUCUAUAACACUAUGUAACACAAUUUUUGUUCCUGGGUAGUAAGUGUUAU
Myxocyprinus asiaticus (Chinese sucker) is the source of this 1133-nucleotide messenger RNA. It is a transcript of the gene plscr3a, whose product is annotated as phospholipid scramblase 3a. Gene Ontology annotation, biological process: plasma membrane phospholipid scrambling. Gene Ontology annotation, cellular component: plasma membrane. The record is from RefSeq and is a predicted model, not a curated record. Bases 373 to 1083 code for a protein of 236 amino acids. The transcript has 7 exons. Gene Ontology annotation, molecular function: phospholipid scramblase activity. Lineage: Eukaryota; Metazoa; Chordata; Actinopteri; Cypriniformes; Catostomidae.